Molecule: messenger RNA, 31470 nt
Organism: Xyrichtys novacula (pearly razorfish)
Lineage: Eukaryota; Metazoa; Chordata; Actinopteri; Labriformes; Labridae
Source: the annotation of a GenBank genome assembly
AUGCAACAAAAUAACUAUAACUAGGCAUUCAUCAACUUAGUUUCUUUUCCACCCAUUCCUGGGGCAUGUAAGUCUUCCCUGGUGAACACUCAGGGUCCUUGGCACAAUAACAGCUGCAGGAGAGAGAACCAAUUUGGCAUAUUUUGAGUGAGUAAAAUUGACCCGCUGAUCAAAAUAUUUCUUAUCACCAUAUGAAUUCCCUUUAAAAUCAAUACUUUGUGAUAGUUAUUCAUAACCACUGUGCUAAAUAAAGAUAGCGUGCAAAUUUCAGGACCACUCUAACUGACCUGAUUCUCUACAUAUGCAGCUAUCCAAUCCACCCUAACAAACUGAACAAACUGGUGAAAAAGGCUGGCUCUGUGGUUGGACUCAAGCUGGACUUAGUGGAGGAUGUGGUGGAGAGAUCUACUAUGAGGAAGGUGGAGACUAUUCUAAAGAACAUGGAUCACCCACUUCACAACACUUUGAUGGACCAAAGGGCCAAUGGCGGUGGAUGGCUCCUCUCUCUUCGCUGCAGGACAGUAAGAGAAGAUCUUUUGUGCCCACAGCCAUCAGACUUUAUAACUCUUGUGUAAAUAGUAGAUAACUUUUAGAGACAUAUCAAGUGAGACAACAGACAAUUGAAAUUCCCUUUGGGGAUUAAUAAAGUUCUUCUUAUUCUUAUCACUAUUGGUGAGUGAAAAUCACCCCGACACGUGCCUGUAGGAAAAAGCAGGUUUUGGAUCAGGAAAACAAAUAUGCCCUCAAAGAUGUCAAAAGCAAUGCUGAAGCUACCCAGAGACCCAUGAUACUCAGACAAAAGCAACAUAAUGAAAAUCACAUAAACAUGUUUGGUCGGGUGAAAAUCACCUGGCGAAAGUGUUCUAGGACUUAGAUAACUUAUGAUGCUUGUGUAUGAGCAACAAAGGACCAAAAUUGAAUGAACACAAAGAUUGAAAAUUAUUUUAUAGUUACUGUCAAUGUCUGAACUUGCUGCCAGGUGUCUGGUAGGCGUCAAGUGAAGAGUUUUAUGUACACUACAGAAGACAUCAUCAUGCUCCUCAUCUUCCUCUUCUAUCUGUUAAGUUUCCAGGGUCACUGUGGGUAAUUAAUCUAGAUAUCAGCAAAAGCAUGAUAAAUUUUAUUACUUUAUUUUAGUUUUAUUUUUGCCAAGGAACAUUGCCAAUAUUGGCGUGCAGCUUGAGUUCUUUACAGCAUCUUUAGGAUGGUGUUAACAUGAAAAUCAUAGUUUUUGCUGUGUCUCUGUCUAAAGCUGUCCUCAGUAGAAGUUAUUAAUGAUAUUUUUCAACAAUUAUGCUUUUAAUGUCGAGUCUUAAUAUGGAAAAUAUUGGGAAAAUUGACUGUUGCAACUUAAAUACAGGGCUUUGCUGUACUUUUUAAUAAUUAUGAAUCUAAGUGUACACCAGUAACACAUGCAAACAUCAUGGCAUGUUGUAAUGAUUCAAGCACAGUGGUCUGUCUGACGUGUGUACAGGCAAUAACCUUAAAACCUUUUCAGAAUCAAAGUUAAGUCAAUUUUUUUUUCUGUCUUUAUUUUUUGAUGGUGAUAUUAUUUAAUAAAUCUAAUUAAUGUCAUAUCUGUUCAUAAAAAAUCAUACAUUUUGGGAAGCACGGCAAGGAUCAUGCCCUAUCAUAGCUGGUAUAAUUAUUGUUGUGUGGACUAUGUGAUAUGAAGUACAUUCAUUCCCAAAUUCUUCUUUGCCACGCUAUUAAACUCAGCCUUCGGAUUUGUGAGAAUACAACAUCACAUGCUCUUCCUUUGAUAGAUAUCAGACGAAAUUUUCUUUCUAUCUGACGUAUGGUUGGUUGUUAAAACUAUUCUGUCCACAAGAAAUCAGGAAAGUAGCAUUUUUAUUUCCAAAUAGCAACCAGUUAUUGACAGUCUUAUUCUACGUGAAAUGAAGUCUGUAGUAUUACCUGAUGCCCACUAGGGGAUGGUGUCUGUCCACAUUUUGCUGCUGGGGUUGUAGCGUCACAACACAUCAAAAUGCACUGUGGUGAAAAUAUUUUUAUACCUAUAUUUCACAGAUGUUAGCAUAACUUGGACAUUGAAACAGACAGUGAAAGUGUCAGUGCUUUACAAUGUUUGCCCAAAGACUAUUCUUUGAUGAAUGUCUCUGGGAAAUUAGAGCUUGGUUUUAUUUUGACUUUCAGGUUGAAAGCCAAAAAGGUUGAAUACCAAGAACCUGGCAGUAACCCUUCAGGAAACAUUUAUUUUAGUCGAUGAAUUGAAUUAGAUAGAUAGUGUGAUUUGAGGGGAAGGACAACAAACCUUAAAAGCACAUUUUAAAAGCAGUGCCUUUCGUGAGCGGGCUGUAUCAGAAGAGAUUUGAUAGUAGCAAACUGGCCCAGAAUAAUGCUUUCCUGUCACCUAUGAUUAUGCUUCCCUAAGGUUUCCUUUGCAAUAGGGCUACACUUCUUUCAUUUUCCCCAUCUAAAUGAGAAUUUUGCAAAGGUAAUUCACUUAAACUACAAGCAGCUCUGCAGUGACUCAUAUCUGAUAGUAUCAUGUUGAUAAAUCCGGUUGUGACUUUUAGAGGUAAACCUUAUAUUUCAGUUCCAAGAAAAUGAAGCCUGAGAGAGUAACAUUUUGCUAUUCCACUGUGUUAUUUAUGAAUAAAAAAAUAAAUAUAUACACAUGCGCCAACUGUAUCAUAACUUAAUCACAUUUCAGCAGAAAGAGAGGAGGUAUGAACAUGUAGUUAAACCUGAUCAGUAGGUUGAAGUUACUCGCCACUGUGCUUUAGCUCUCAGGCUAGGUAUUUUGGACUUAACGGUGUCAAUGCUGAGCAACAAUGUAUUGAUUUGCCAUAUAAAGGGACCAUGAAUGUAGAGGGUGGGGGUGCUUGACACUGUUGCCCAAACUUAUAUUAUGUGUGCAAACCUAACACAGACUACAGUGAGUGGUGGUCAAGGAUUACCUAUGAAACAAAAGACACACUCAACCAAGUAUAUUACAGUAUAUUACAGUAUACUCAUCCACAUGUGAGUUGAGAAAGUCUUGAGUUGGCUGUAGAAUAUUACAAAUGCAUGCAAUAAACUCCAACAAACUACUUGGACUCAAUGAAUGCGCAGUGAGGUCAAGGACUUGUUGAUGUAAUGUUUCCAUGAGAAAGGUUAAGGUUCCAGUCUAGCAAACAUUGUAAUCAUUUUUAGUUGGUAAGGAGACCAAAGGGUGGUGGUGUAGAAUUAUUAAGAGUAAGUGGAAGACACAAAAUGUGGUUGACCUUUUUCAUUCUGACCCUACAGAGGGAUAUUAUUAAGCUGAAAAGGUGAGAUUUGAAAGGCCAGGACAAUAACAGAAUUGCACCGAAAGAAAGCACAAGAAAAUAAAGGUAGGCUAGAUACUUAAGAAUAGAUGAGACACUUGUGUAUCAAAAUCCUAUAAUCAGCCUUUUUGUGUUUUAGUGCCUUCUCCACCUACGUGGACCUCACAACAGGUCAAAUCACUUAGUAUACAUUCUUGGUUUGUAAUUAUGCUGCAACGCUCGCUUAUUGAUGAGGCUGUAUUGAGGCACUUACCCUCAACAUGUUUUUACUGUUGCCGUGUCAUGUUAUUGAAGACAGCAGCUGUAAAACCCUUCACCAAAUGCAAUUAGACCUCCCAGUGUGUUACUCUGUGAGAUAAAAGUUGUCACCGAUGGACUUAUUAAUUACACCAGAGUUCGCCCUCUUUAAUCCUGACCAGUCAUUAAUGAAAACACACAGUGCACUAAUAUGUCAUGUUGUUUUUCACAUGUGUAAAAUAGAUGGCCCUUCAAUGUAGAAGAUACUGUAGACGGUUUGUUAUUGAUUGCACAUAUAGUGCCACAUCCAUUUUAGCGAAGAGAGGGGCAUGUUAAAUGAAUGAGAGGACAUGUCAAAUGAGGAAUGCAUCAUAGACCUCAGUGCUUAAAUUGCAGUUAAUAUAUUCUAGGCUCAUAUAUAUAGAAAUAGGUGACCUAUUCUUCAAGGAUCACAGGCACAAAGCUCUUCAAAAGGUCAGAAGAAACUAAAACAAACAUCUUUGGUUGAAUCCUGAUUGUCUUCUCAGCCUUGUUUUAUGAUUGAGCAGCUGACGUGUCGUUUGUCACAGCGGGCUUAUGUACGCACUAAUAAAGAGGCAGAUUGCUGUUGUCCUCUGUGAUUUAUCCUGCUCUUCUGCCCUCCAUCUGCACCAGACCAAAAGUUAAUUAAAACCCUGCCUUGUCUCCUCAUUCCAUCCCAGACAGCAAGAGCAAAUCAUCUCCCACCAUUCACAGCCUUUAUUAUUUCUUUAUGAACAACCCCCGGGUUAAAGUCAAAGGGUGAGGCAUGAAGGCUUUACUACCUUUCUUUUUGCUGAACUUCAUUUUAAGAUGUAAAUGCCUGCAUGUUUUAUUUCUGUCAUCCCAAUUGGACACUCUAUUACAAAUUGUUGUGUGUGCAUAACCGAUAGCACGAUCCCUAUUAAACUUUACACCGACUGGCCUGUCUAUGAACGGUAGUUACAUAAAAUUAACAGCACAGCAGAAGUGAAAUUGAACCAACUGAUAGUUCCUGCCCUAAAAGCUCCACUUCCCAGCAGAGUCUAUUUGCAGAUAAAGUCAGCUUCUCGGUUCACUAAAACUGUCCUUAUCAACAGCGUUAGCGAGCAAGAGGUGUUUUAAACAACAAGCACCAGAGGUACUGUGGUGUUAGACCUCUGUCUUGUGUCUGGCUCUAGAGGUGUUUAGAUGUUUAGCUUUGGAUACCUGAAGCCAUUCCUCACCCAGCCCUGCUGCUGAUUCACCACAUACAGCAGGGUCGUUUGUCAGAGGAGACUGCACCAUUCCCACCAACAAGGAGCGAUAGUCAAUUUUCUUCAAGGGAACAGUGAGUAAUUGAGGAGAGACAGAGAAAACGGUUCACACCCAGGACACGGGGCCUAUAUAGUGAGUGUGUCAAAUGUCAUUGCAUCAUCCGAACACCUAAGAGGGAUAGCAAGUUAUUUACAGACAAUCUUCUCAGAACUAGAAGCUGCCAAAAAUCUUCACUGAGCCCGUGUGGUUUAUCAGUCGAGCCUUUCAGCAAGCCUGUUUGUAUUUUUGUUGCUUGUUGUUACGAUUGCAUGAGAGUAAAUCAGAAUGCAAUUUCAGCAAUAAUCAAAAGCUAAGCGAACUCAAUUUUUGUGGCCAAUCCUUUCAGUGUAUUUGCUGUUAAAGUUCUUAUUGACCAAGAUACUUUAAGUUCCUGUUCUGUGGUGUGUUUUGUCAGUAAUGGAUUGCAGUUUUAUUUUUUUAAUAUUUGUUGACUGUGAAGUUAUAUUUUUAUCCGACUGGAGUUAGAGUACAUCAGAAGAGUUGUGCAUUUGUGUCGGACAGGUGGCUGUAAAUACGAAUCAUAAACACAGUAUUGCGUCCCCAGUUUAUCAGUAUCCAAAAUAAAAUCUUCAUAUAAACCAUACACAUACUGUAUGAGCAUGGCCCAACAGUAUCAGGCUCGGUCUUAUCGGUCAACAUUUUUUAUGGCAGGAGUGAUUGCACCAGAAAUGAACACCUGUGCACAGCCCUUCACACUUCUUUCCAAUGUGUAAUAGGAGGUUUUUUUCCUAAAAUUGACAAGCAUCUUGAGAAAUCAGCCUGCAGUAGAUAAUGACAGGCUUUGUGGUUCUCUCAGUACCCUGCAAAUUCUCUGCACCCAGAAAACCUUUUAGAAAAUGAACUGAAAUACAGAUAAGAUGAGACAGUGGGCGAUGUGGGAUUCUGUACCAAACUGAGAGGAGAACUACAGGUAAACACUGAUGAUCAAUGUUUCGGUUGACAAGAAACAAAACAAAAAAUGAGUGAAUAAAAUUUUGAGGAUUACUGUAUCACUGCCAUAACACGGCAAAAAACUGGUUUCACUAGUUUUUUUUUUUGGCCCCAGUGUCAUUUCAAUCAUUAUCACAUAAAAAGGACACUUGUCAUUACCAUGGGUCUUACUCGACCUCACUAUUCCUCUGAUGAGCCCAGAGGGAGCCGUUACUUUCAAAUGUACCGAAUCAAGAGCAAAUGUCACCUUGAACAGUGGUGUAGCUGUCCCUUUACUUCAGUGCCAAUGAAUAAGAGCUUUAAAUGGAGUCAAGUUCGAAGAGAUACACAAACAGGUGCUACACUGAAGGCACAGUGCAUAACUAUCACGAUAUGUUGAUCAUAGUGAGCCUAUUGACUGAUUCUAUUAUUUUAUUUCAUUCAUUUUUUAUUUUUUAAAAUUAAGACUGCAUUUUCAGUGAAACAGUGAAACAUUUACAUGCUGGCAUAAACAUUACUUGUUGUUAUUAUAGCCAAUUUGCUCUUCUAUCCAGCAAAGCCCUGCUUGUGCAGUUUUCCUGACUACAAUAAUACUUUAACAGAAAAAUAAAAAAAACACGCAUCUUCUGGCUUGCCCCACUCCAGCAACAGCCAUUAGCCACAUACAAUAUGUAACAAGAUAAAUUUUCUUCCUCCUUUUUUUUUUUACCAGUGGUGUUCUAAAUGCAUCAACUUCUGGGUGAGUGCCCCACAUUAACUCUUUUUUUGCAGAUAAUUUCACUCAAAGCCCCUAAAAUUCAGCAUGUUUUAAAGCUUGACUUAACAGUGCAUGUAAACAAACUGACUGAUUCAAAAGGUAUCCCUCAGGGUCUAGAUUGGGCUUCUAACUUACUGCCAUACACAACCUUUCAUUGACAAAUUAGAUGAGUUUUAUUGCACAAAGACUAGAAUAUCCUGCUUGGCACUGUGGUAAGGGCAGUAUCACCAAAGACAGCUGUUUUUUCCGAUUCUUGACCACGUAGUUUUAUCUACUUAAACCAAACUUGUUUCAUAUAAACAAUGUGUUAGAUGCAAAGGGAACUGACCCACAUGCAUGUGUUUUUUUUUUUAAACUUAAUCAACACUGCCUUGGUGGUCCAGUGAGAUGUAAAAGAUACCUUGUGCAUCAGAUGCCAAAGUAAUAUGACAGUGCGUCAGUAUUUGACAACCUGUGAUGAGAAUCGGUUUUGGCACGACAAAAGCAGUAACAAUAAGAGCAGAAAAAUAUGACUCUGAAAAUUCUUUUAUUAUUUAUCAUGUAGUACAUCUUAAUAUUCAUGCUGUGUGCUGGUUCAGUGUUAUUCAUACCCGGCAGCUUUUAAACAAAAUGACAAACAUAACUUCAUAUUUAAGCCGUGACACUGAUAUGGAGUAAAGCUCUGGUCUGACACAUGUUGAUACAGAGUAAAGGUCUGAGACGAGACCUUUUAAAGAAAUACUUAAUGGGGAAGGAGGAAAGCAUGUACAAGUGCACAGAAAAAUAGUUUAAUAGCUGCUCUUGCGCCUUGCAAAGUCAUGUAUAUUUCAUAAGUUUUACAGUGUAAUGGAUAAAUGGACUGUGUUGUGCCAAUCUAAUUUGAUAAGGGUUAUCUGUGGGGUAUCUCUGCUCAGUGGGAUCUGUGGUUUCUCAUGUGGUCUAACCAAGUAAACUGCAGCUUAAUCACAUUCGAGCCAAAGUCUGUUUACUUUCUGGGGCACUGCUGCUCUGGCAAGAGGCAAGAUGGGCUGGUGGAAGGGCUCUCGUAAAUGAGCACGCCAUUGCCAAUCUAACCCUCAUAAUGCUAAUACAGUGUACAAGGCCAGUGAGAGGCCUUGACAGGCUGGCAACAGGGGAAAAGAGACCCUGCUCAAAUCAAUUAGCUAAGAGGACAAAUAUCAUCUAAAUCAUAUCGUGCCUGGCCCUGGGCAACUCGCCUGAGAUGGAGGCAUAUGCAGGCAGAGAUUAGCAUUUAUUCCCUAUGAGCCAGAGCCAUGAUUGAAGUGCUGACAGCGAAGCAUACACUUAUUUUAUCAACGCACAGCUCAGCAGGCACCGCAUUUAAACUGCAGAUCAAACCUCAAAUACAUUAUCGACUUUAUCAAGGCAAAGCUUAUUUUUGCUGCGUAUAAGUAAGUGUAAAGUCCCUCAGCUUUACCCGCAAAUACUGGGAUUCUGAUCUGGAGACCUCUGCAUCCAAGCAGAGGGUGUUGAUCUACAAAUCCUCCUCUCUCUCGCAGCAGAAUCUGUCAUUUUCAAAAACCAUUCUCACCCAAAAAUUGCACUAAUCGUUCAUGUACCUUUCACUAGCAUAGCCAUUCUGUUUCAGAUCAUGCUCACCUGCAUGACUUACUGGAGAAGUCCUGUUGGCAUGAAGUGCAGAGAACCUCUGUUCAGUUACUGCUGUCCUGUCCUAACUUGACAUUUUUUUGUUUCUUAACUUGAAAAAAAAAUGUGCAUGGAUGCUACACUGUUGUGAUUUACUAUCAGCCGCUUGAUGGAGCAGAAAAGGGGUAGUUGCGCCCAACAGUACAAAAAAAAGCAACAGAACAGUCUUACCAUGUACUACUAGCAAGCACAGUAUACAGUACAUACUUUAUACUACACACUACAUCCUGCAGUAGUACAUGGAGGGUGAUUACACGCAACGUCAUUCAUUUAUAUAAGAUUAAACAUGAACUAGCUACAUGAAAUGUGCACACGCACGCAUGUUUGAUGAUCACCUCCAUCCCGUCCUUUUGUCGCAUUUAGCCACAGUUAUCUUUACUUUUGUUGAUGAACACUGGCAGCUGGUAUAUGGCAGAAUUGUAGUUUGUAGAUAUUACUGUUAUUUCUUGUAUUCUGGCACUCAACAACAUAAGACCACUUUCAUAGCUCCCAUGACCCCUAUCACAUCUUGUGGUGAUUUUUGUGUUACUCCAGUUUAUUUCUCUUUUACCUUCAGCUAAUACUUUGACGUCACCAUGGCAUUGCCAAUGGAAGGGUCAAUGCUGUCAAUAUACAGGACAAGUGGCGUCCCAUACGAGACAAUUCUGGCCCAAACCUAAAAUAAAUACGCUCCUCUGCAGGUUUUGUGCACUGCUGUUAACAGGUUUUGGUGUCUAUCAUUUGCAAAAAAUCAAGCUUGUUUUUUCACUCUGACCGAGCUCAAGACAGCUAAAUGACUUUGUAAAUCUCAUGUUAUGUGAGAAGAACUGUGACUUUGAAGCAAGAAAGUUUGUAAGUUGCCCUCUACUUGUCUACCUGUCCUUGUGUCUUCCCGUCAAGUCCUGUGGGUGCAGUCAAGGUGUGGAGAACAGGGAGUGGUAUCAAACAAAGAGAAAAGGUGGGGACAUAUGGCGUCUGUGCUGAGAAGCUGUAUGUGGCAGAUAACAUUUUCCACCAAUGAUUAUGUUCACUGUGGAGGCUGCAAGAAGGAGAGGGUCUCAAGGGGUGCAACAUACCAUCUGGAUUCCUGAGAGCUGUGACACAUCCAAUUUACCUCUACCUGUGGACCAGUCAGGAACCUCUCUGUAGAGCUCACCAGGCCAACAGUCAGAGGGAACGAAGUCAGACUCGACAACACUCACUUUUUAGAGAGGUCAAGCUACUUUCUGCAGUAGGAAAGCAAAGAUUUGGGGCACUUAGUGAAGUAGAGCUUGAAUACAAGAAACUUUAUGAGUAGUUAUCUGCAUAGCAGGAUGAACGGAUGUUGAGCCCAUACGAUGAUAUGUUCCCAUAAGCCUGAGGUGCUGUAAAACUUUUCCUUGAGUUGUCCCCUAUAACAGAUAUCACACUGUAAAUGGAUUUACUGCAUUUUUGGAAUUAGCACUUAUGCUAGGAUAGCAUUAUACAUCUCAUCAAAGCAAGGACGUUUCCCCUCAUCUCUUCCUCUGGUUUAAUGCUGAGGACAGAGUCUUUCAUUCAUACCAUCAUCACAUCACUUGAUCAUUAAGCUCAGGAUUUAAUGUCACAUUUCAUGGAACAAAGACUUCAGUCUAAUGAAUCACUGAACCCUCUAUUAGACAAAUGUCUUCAUGUCACACAAACAAAAGGAUAUUGGAGCCAUAUGAAGCCACAUCGAAGGAAUAAAUCAUCCUGUAAUCAAUUAGAUAACUCAAAUGUCUAAUUAACACUCAAGGGCACGACACAUACAACUAUUUUCUUAAGACUAACUAACAUCAAAAUCAGCUAGUGUCGCUAACACCAGUGUCCCAGGUGCUCCUCACAGUGGCACAGCAGACUGAAAUGGAUUCAAGGCUUGAUUUUAAAUCAUAGAAUGACUGACUAUGGCUUUACAUUUAACUAACAAGCAUGUGAGUAGUGUCAUCUUUCUCUUCUGAGCCUCAUACAAAAAGUAAAUGGCAUCUUACCCUCCAGAGUUAUCCAUUUUGGAGGGUAAGAUGCCGACAAAACUACUACAAAACCACAAAAUUAUCCCUUUGCACAAAAGGCAGACUCUGUCAAAUUUUAAAUCUUUCUUUUCUCACUAAAUUAUUUUAUUUGUUAUGGUGAAGCUCUGGAAGGGCACAUUGGAUAUUUGAUACAAUAUUUAGCUGUUACUGACUGACAGGUUAGUAAGUACAUGCAUCUUUGACAGAGACAACCUGAAGUUCGAUUUCCUAUAUCACCUCAUGAUUUAUGAUAGCAGCUUCUAGAGAAAUAUGCAAGACAACCACAAGAUAGGAAGCAGCUGUUGGAGUACAGCUCUGUAGGUAAAAAAACUAUCCUCUUCACCUGGGAGUGUUACCUCUUUGUGGAUUGAUUAAUGGUUGGAUUUACAAGUGGACAACAUAGCCUCUCAUCUAAUUUGUUUCACUUAUUUUGGAGUAACUACCAGCCAGGCUGCCUGUGGUUAGUUGAUUAUCUCUACCCAGCAUCAUUAGCAGCCAGUCCAGACAGACACUCGGCAAUCAGUCACAUCGCCAUCUGAGCCCAGCCCACCAUGAUGAGCUCUGUGCGAUGAUGAGGCCCUCUGCGGUCCCCUGAGUACCCUGGAUGACAGAGAGGCUUCAUCCUCUCCAUCUCUCUCUCUGGGGAGUUGCUUUGAUGGUAACACAGACACAGAAUUGAAUCACAGAGACAUAACGCUGACCAAAUGUACUGAUGUCAUUAACCCAAGAUACUGUAUCCAGUUCGCCAAGCAGAACCUAGCAGCCUCAUGACAGCUGCAGUCACAUACAGGUCAGAGACAUGAAUCACACAAAAUUUGGUCUUAUAGUAAAGUUUCCAGGUACUCUCAAUGACUGAACCGCUAUUUUUAAGGGGAUGCAAUGUUUGAGAUUUGCCACUUCAUAGAUUUUUGACAAAAUACGCUUUUGGGACAUCUAUGCUGGAUAAGACUAAAUUAAGUCUAAAUUUGUUGAACUGGUGGGUAACAUGUUUCCCAUCUCAUCUUACAGCAGACUCAAUUAAGUUCUCCUUUUGUAAAGAUGCAUCCUCCCACCAGGACCCCCUCUAACUGUGGUGUAUUACCCAUCUCCCAGCGCUGGUCAGGCCCAGGUGGAUCAUUUCCAUGUCCAGCGCUGAUAGGCAUUGAUUCAAUCCACACUGCUUUGACCCCACUAUGAGCCCCUGGAGAGGAGUUUAGGGCCCAAAGUCCAAUACCAUCGGAGAUGCACUGUCAGUUUCACUCCAUCAUAAUUACUGUAUCUUUCAGCCAUGACCAACAUCUCCUCUCUAUCCUCUUGGGUUACUCAAAUUAUUUCAGGAGGUUGAUAGAAGUAUGAGGAUAUUUAAUGCGGCAAUUUCAAUGGCAGAGAGGAAACAAACAGAAGAGAACUGUGUGGAGUGUAUUAUUGUAACAGACAGCCAGGCUAACAGACAUCCCUCCUAAAAGGGAAUAUUACUGCAAUAAAUUUCAAUCAAGGAAAUAACAUCAAAAUCUGAAUAAAGACUCUCAGUUUUUGUGAUAAUGUUAUUUGAAGUUUGAUAUGAUCUUAACAUUACUUGCUACUAAUAUUCAUGGAAGGUUAUCUUAAUGCUUAGAAAUGGAACAUCUCUUCAAUUUAGGAAAAUGCUUCUUGUCUGUUUUUGUGCAUAAACAUAAACCAAUAAUCUAAUUCUGCAUCAUCAAUCUGUAGCUCACAAUUUUUUGUUUCUCCACUGGUCUGGCUCAAGGAAAAUCUACAACAUAAUGCUUAAAAAUCAAGUGAUUUAUCUGUUAUUUUCCAAAAUUGACUUGCAUGACAAUUGCUAACAUUUUGUGACACAGCAGCAGAUAUUUUUUUGUUUUGUAAUAUAUUCUUUAUUAUUUAGAAUCAUGAAAACUUUCUGCCUCAAUGUGUCAGACUUUUCAUACUACCAUGAUUCAUACACAUACACCGUAUGUGAAGACAAUGUAACUGAGAAUAUGAAAUUGAAUACUGUAAAUCCAAUGGUGUCAAAAGUGACCACGCUGUGACAUUGAGGAUUGAAAUCUUUUAGAUCUUAUAGAGGCAGUCACAAUUCUUAUGAUGCAGUGACGCAGUAAUUUUCAGAAUAUAGUGGUGGAUUUCAGUCCGAUUUGACUCUUUUGAGUGUUUCAGUCAAGAUCAUAGACUGUAUGUAGAAUGGACAACGUCUGCCUCCUCACUGGAUGAAGGCACUCCUAGAACAGCACCCUCUGGUGACGUGCUGCGGUAUAGGUCAAAAGUCCUGCCUCCGCCAGCCAUCCUUAUGGGGCUGUGGACAAACUUUAGGAAUUUAUUACACAAUGUAUAAAUUUUUCUCACCCCUACUUGUGAUGUUGGCAUGUAGUUAUUGUAAGACUGGUUUGUGCUCAAAUCCUCUUUUUUCUUUACAACGUCAUCUUUAAAAGUUAUUAGGGGUUCAUGAAUUUCCGAGAGCUUUUAGCUUCAAAUCUGUAUACUGGCAAAAGGCGGAACCAAGUUGUCCAUAGUAUAUACAGUCUAUGGUCAAGAUUCAGCCAGAGGAACUCAGUUUUUGUUUUGGUCUAAUUUAAGUCUGUGUUUAUCUUGGCUAAUUUUAGUUGAUGUUUAAACUCACUCUCAGUCUUGUGUCCACAGGUCAUCUCUUUUUGUUAUGCAAGUUGCCAGCAUGAGCUUUGUUAGACUUUUGAUAUGAUAGCAAAUGGCUAGCUAGUGUUUGCUUCAUACCAUAGACUGUAAACAGACUUCCUACAGACAUACACCAAGUGAAAAAUCCUCCAGUGAAACCAAAAAGGAUGAACAAAGGUGGUGAGAAUUUUUGCCAAAUUCCACAGGAGGUGAUUGUUAUCAGCUUCCUUUUGUUCACCGCUAACUCUUUCAACGAAAGUAGCAGAGAAAGGUGGACAGAGUUUACAUGGUUUUGUUUUGACCCUGCUCUUGUCCUAGACACACCUCUCCAAGCACAUUAAGAUUUCAUCUAGAGCGGAAAGAAUCAAUUCCAGUCAGCUGUGAUUGUGAGAAAGCAUGUCAGUAAAUAGUGCUUAUGCAGGAGACCUCACAGUGAUGAAUGAGGUCAGUUGUAACAGUUAACACAAAGAAAUGAGAAGGUGUGCUUUGUUGAAACUUUCAGGUAGACUUGCACAUUGAGACAAACUGAAACCUGCCGAUAAAAAAGGCCCCGCAUAUGCAUUGAAAAUACAUAAACACACAUUCAACAAUCUGACACAAACUCACCCUGUUACCAGAGGAUCAUAUAAAUGCCACAUGUUCAAGUUCUUACUUUUGACAUAAAACUUGGAAAACUCUUUCAACUUUAAGUCCACUUUAAAACUGUCUUAGUUGGCUAAAACCACCAGCCAAGCCCAUUGACUGUGGACCUGAGGAGAAGGCCACCUGUAAAUCAGACUUCUGGGUGAAUCCGAGAUGGCCUAGACCAAUUAAUCCUAUAAAGAUUAGUGGGGCAGCACCACACGACAGAUGUGGUUUAUAACCCCUACUGAGCUGUAAAAAAUGUCACCGCGGAGUACAUUCAGGAGGUCACAUUAAGCCCUGCUCUAUCUGCAGGUGUCACGCUAGAUAGUUUAUCUUCCUCAGUCCCGCUGUAUGACAUAUUGGACAGAACUCUGGGAGCGGCCUCACCUUCCUGUCCGUCACUGAGAGGCUGAAUGCAUUAAUGAGCGGGCUAAUCUGUCUUCUCCAGAGACUAUCCAUAACUGACCGCUCAGUCUGAUGAGAUAGAUAUGGACUGCUGAGAUAAAUCCUUCCAGUGGCCAAUGACUGUGUUCUAAAUUCACUAUCUUUCCCAACAUGUUUAUCAUCUUUCAAAGAAAUAGCCGGCCAAAAUGCAAUUCCACGUGGACCCUAUAUACCCCUGAUGACAGGGGCAUGCCCACAUAUUUCACAGCACCUUGCCUUGACUUAUGCAGUGGUGGCAUGGGUGUAACUGCACACACAAACAUGUUUUUAAAGUGUUUUUGAAAUAUUAUUGGUGCAAUGCAUCAUGCCUACACUGACCACAAACAUCUCAGUUUUACUUUUUUAUUUUGAGGGAUAAAUCGACGAAGAACCACCAUAUCUAUCUUUAAGUGUUUGUGUUACGCAUCAAAGUACUGGCAUGCAGUCUAUGUCAGUGUACAAUACAGUCAAUGGUAUACUGAUGAGUGGGUUUUAAUGAAAUACGACAACAGGCAGAGCAUUAGCCUGUUGUAACUCAGACCAACAAUUUAGGGAAGGUCCAGCAUCCAGUUUGAAAUAGCGAAGUUUCAACUUGUUAAAAAAAAUAAGUGGGAAACUUAAAAAUGACUCCUGUGGCUAUUAUUUUACAAUGAUAUUGUGUUACUUUAUAUUAAUAUUUACAUGAGUACUUGGUUUAGCUGGUCUCAUCUACUCUCCUCCAGCAGCAGCUUGUUUGUAGAGAGACCUCAGGUCAGUCCAUUACAGACUGAUGUGGGGUGACACAGCUCAAGGAAGAACAUUUAUGAUCAUUUCUUCAUGGAAAUGCAGUCAGACCGAGACGCCAAGGCAAAAGAACUACCGUGUCUGCAGUGCAAAAUGAUUAAUAUGGUGAUAAUUACUUCAAGGAAAUGAUAAAGAAAUGAUCAUAAAUGUUCUUCCUUGAGCUGAGGCACCCCGCUGGGGUCUGUAAUGGACUGGCCCAAGGUCUCGCUACAAACAAGCGGCUGCUGGAGGAGAGUACGUGAGUUGUGUUUAGUCUCUUUGCUAAAGAAAUCAGGCAAAGCUAAAAAGAUGUUUGCUGGCUAGUGCUGUGGAUAGGACCCUAUAUGUACUGCUGAUGAAGUUAGGUGCUGUUCUGAGCAUUAUUUGUGGCUAUAGAGUGGCUUUUUGGUUGAGGUUUGUUUAUGGCUUCUCGGACCGCUGUGUAUUGCUAUCGUGUGGCCGUUACUAAAGUUGGUGUAACUAGAGAAACAAGCGGUCGGCAACAUUCAUCUCUCGAGGGGGUGUCUAACUUGGUGUUAUGGUGUGUUUGACCCUAAAUUACUUUUGUGCCAGAAUAUCCCUUUAAUUACAACGCCUAUGGUUGUAUUCAAGCCAUUGUUUUUUUUAACUGGUUAAACAAAUAAUUAGAAAUACAAGCUGUCCAAAAUGUUCAGAAAUGCAAUAUUUAUCACUUUACGAGGAACUGUUAAACAGAAUUAACUCAAGCACAAUAACAGCCUCUCAUCUGCAGUCAUCCUGUAGUUACAGUUUAUACAUGUACACAUGGAUAUAAUUCUGCUAAGUAAUAACCUUCUAUUUUUUACUGUGUGUGACAGCCCCUGCCUCUAUGUUGUUCUUACACUGAAUGUCAAAUAUGUUAAUUUGAACCCUGCAUGGUGCUUCAAUAUACACCCCAAAUCUGAGCAAUAUGCUUUUUGACAUACUUUACAUGUCAAAGUUUAAGUGAAACAAUAAAAUCUGAUAAGUAGCUAUCCAGUCACACACACACAAACAUUUGUGCGUUUACACAUGAACAUAAACCUGCAGACAAAAAACUCCUGACAGUAUCAAUAGAUCAGGUUGAAAUAAUAAAAUGCAGGAACCAACAAGAUGGGGUUUACCCCCCUGCAGGCAUUGGUUGGUUGGGGAAUCGAUAUUCUUACAUGAGAGUGAGACUCUCUGGUACAGAAGCCAAGCACUCCUGGUAAUGAACUGCCUGCUUGAUAUAUUUCCCUCACAGGGCAGGAUUGCAGUGGUGCAACAUGGUACUGCAACAGCAGCAAUUCUUUGAUUAGCUAUUUCUCUCCCAUCACGCCUCCCUUGGUACAGAGGGAGAUCGCUCUCACACACACGUACACUAAAUAGUCUGUCAACAUGUCAGCAUCUCCUUUGUGUUAGACUGUCAUGUCGUUCACUCAGCUUUCCUUUGAGUGGCAUCAUCUCAUAUCAGGUUUUUGUUUUAUCAUACUCUCUGAGGCGGUUUAUUGAGAGCUGUUUUUGUUGGUCUAACCUUUUAUCUUGUACUUGUAUGUUUGAGAUGCUCGACUUUGAGUAAUAUUAAUGCAAUCAGGACAACGUUUCGAUAGUGGAGCCACCCUCAGUAUUCAAGAGCUGCACAGCUCUGUCUCCCAAUGAUUUCAGACUUUUUGUUUCCCAACAUGGGACAAGUGGUAGAGACACUCUCAAACUGUCCUCACAAAGAGUACAAGCAAAUGCAAGUUAUUGUUUUCAUAUACAGCUGUAUCUGACUCUCCUGAAUUGGAAUGAACAUUAUUUGUUCUCAAGACCCUGUCAGUCUGCAGAACAUCUGAAGAAUGUUUGGAAGCUGUUUCCUGUUUUUAUUGUAUCCACUGAGAGUAAAGACAGGCUUCCCUCCAGGCUGAACUUGAUUAAGAUGAGUUAUGGACAUGGACUAAAGGCUGUUUCGGCUGAUAACAGAGCGCUUUAUAUCCAGAGCAAACAGCAGAGCCGCUGCAAACAGACAUAAGUUAUAUGUACUCUUUUAAGGUGUAUGCUUCCACCCAUAAACUUCCCAUUGCCACAUAGCUCAACCUAAGUCACAAAAUUGUUUACCAAUCAUUUAUACCUCUGCAAUAAGGUGUUCAAGGAAAUAUCCUUCUGAUAUGUUUCUAAUCUUGACUGAUAUUUAUUGUAUUUAUUUUGUUCCCAACUCACUACAGGGAGAUCCAUCAACUUGUUAAGUUUAAAGUACUCUACUUAAGUUAGAAAGCUUUUCUCAUCACCAAUCUUAGUUUUUGUCGAUCUUCAAAUUUAAUAAGCUUUAAAGAUGACUUUCAGAAAAGCAACAGUGACAGGCAGUAUUGAGGGAUAGAGAAGGAGAGAAAUUCAUUCAAAUUUAUCUAAUUCAAAAUUUAAAAUGAAACCUAGAUUAAAACCAAAUACCCCUCAGACCACACCUAAAACAGUCUCUGAAUAUAUAUGUCAUGAUACACCUGUCUAUCCAAACAUCAGCGAUAACUCCCUGUUAAUGGUUGUCAGUUGUUGUUUGAAGACUCAAAAAGCAUCCAGGUAUUUUGUUUGUAUUGGGAAUUUCACAGAAUGUGUCUGUAAUUCACCACCGAGAAAUAUUAAGUAACAGAUGGCCAUUUACAAAAUGAACUGGCAGCGGUUCAUUCCUGAAAUCAUAUGGGCUUUAUGUUUUACCACUCAUGACUGUACUACAGUUUGUUGUAUAUCACACAUUUACUGUCCCUGCUGGUGCAUACAGGAUCCAUUCCAGGCAUUUUGCCCACUCUUCACGCUUUGAUUUGUUGUAAUAAAAACACACAGCCAGAGAACAGAUGUCUCAAAUAUGUACAGAGUGUCACAAAAUUGAGUAAUGUGGCCAUUUAUUAUGUCAUCAUUUUACUAUAUUUCUCGGGUCUCAAGGAAAACAAUACCCAUCUCUUUUACUCAGACUGUGCUCUUUAAUUAACAAUGAAGUUAACACAGAACUAUCAAAAUCUGCCAACCUUUGAAUAGCCAGAGGAGUAUUUUAUCCCCCACAAAUCCCACAUAAAAAUCCAUUGGGCAACAGAUAUUGGGUUGUUAAGCCUGGAAAAAAAGAUCAUAUAUAAGGGAGCUGUUGGCGUCGUGUUUUGGUAUGUUUACUGCAGGACUAACGAAUUUCUUGAGACUGUCUGGCCAUCGAUGACCAGAGAAGCUAGAAAGAUUGGAUAAAUUUCCCAGUGCUUUGAAGGAUUGUUAAUAAAGUUCCUAUUACAAUCCCAGGGCUGUUUCUGUUAGCUUGAUGGCAGUCUGCUACUUCAUCUGUCUGUCAUUUUUAUAAUUUGGCAACCAGCAUAUAGAGCCUCUACAAUUAACUCACAGAAUUACUGUACACUUAUUUAUAGCAAGAUAUACAACAUCUAUAUAUAACAUCCUAUGUAAUCCACAAGGAGCCUGUUUUGCAUGACUCUGCAGUCCAGGGAGGGUUUGACAAAGUAGUGGUGCAGCAUUCAUAUUUUAUACCCUGACAACUAAAUAUGUUGUUUUACCUCUGCUGCCUCUCUGCAAUAUGUGGAGUUGGUCAGUUUUGUUGUUUUCUCCUUUUCCCCUCAAGCCCAAAAACCCUCUAAAGGCAUAAAAUAUGAAAGCCUUCAGGUUGGUAAUCAGUCAUUUGUAUCCAUUUCAUCAUUCUGCCCUAUAAAGCCAGGUGGCACCACAAAAUUUUGUGUUUUACCUCUGGUGCUGUCCUUCAUGAUUUUGUGAUAAAAAGCCUUUUGUACAGGUGAUCGAUGUCUGUUGAGGCCUUAUUGAUGCUGCUGUUUGUUUCAGUGUCAAGGAUCAGGUCACAGCAAAGACUUGAUCAAAGAUUUGUGACUUGGUCGACCGUUUUGAAAGGGACACAGUUCCCAUAAGCUGGAGUUGAGGGAUGGCAGACCCCUGACUCCACCCUUGAUUCAUUUCUUUAUCACAGAAUUGGAUACCCAUUUUAGAAUCGCGUGUUUACACCCUAAGAAGUUCAUAUUUUAGAGUCAAACAGAGGGUCAUGGUCUUAAAACAAAUUAUAAGUAGGAAGUUUGAUAGAGAAAGCAAAACAAAAAUAAAACUAGGCUCUCAGUCCAGCACAAGGCAUGAUUGAAAGUGAUGCAUAGUGGGCUGGCCCUACAGUAAACAGCAGAGAUUCGAGACAAGUCAGUAAGACACAGUCUGCUGCUUUAAGUAAAGAGGGUUGUAUCAUAUAGUAAAUAUAGUUUUACUCAUAAUUCCAAUAACCUUCACACAUAUGAUUCAACAAACAGAAGAGUAAAUCGCGCUGUCCACAGCCCGGUCCAAUCCAAGCUGAUAAAAGACAAGCAAGGGUCAAAACCUAAUCAGCUCCGAUUGAUCUGUUCUCAAUGACCCAGAAAAGAAGUCUUUGGGUUUCAAAUUUAUAACCCCACAGCAGUCCUUGAGGCUACUCCUCAUGCCUGAUACAGUUUCUUUACUGGCCAUUAUAAUGAGGCUUUAAGCAGCGUGGUGACUGUAAAUCUGCUGGGCUACGAUUGCACUGCUUCUGGUCUGACUGGACCUCAGCACACUAAAUCUCACAUCCUGGACCAGAGAAUAAUUUACCGUCCACUCCCUGAGCACGCUUGCCAGAGCAGUGUGAAGUCAGCAAAUGAUCACGGGUCAACAGGAGUUGUCACUAAUGUUUGUUGGUGGGAAUAGAAUUAGGUCCAUGUGUGUAGAUCAACAUCUGUGCUCAGGUGUCUGGAGUUGUAUAUCUCCGAGUGUAGUUUGACCUGUUUUCUGUUAGCAGAAGUAUCCAGUGCUGACCAAAACCUUCACAUAGUACUUUUUGUUUCCUUGAGAGCUUACACAAACUUCUGACUAUUGUGUAUCCUUAUUUAUACAUCUCAAAUCAUUAGGGUAUGGGGGCAACAAGGGUUAAAAAAAGAGAAAUAUGGGCCACACUUUCGCACUGACUGCACUUCCACUACUUUCCUUCUAAAACAAACUAACAUAUUUGUGUCAAAAGAUGAAAAUAUUCGACAAAAAGUCAAGAGAAUAGUGCGAUGAACCAAAACCUACAACUGGCAACAGCCUAGACGGACCAAUAUCUGAUCGCAGUCCCGGUACAGGACCAGCAAGACUUGCUUGGGACGCAGAGAGAAGCGCGCGGGGGGCAGGCUGCUGCGCGUCCGUGGUGCGUAAAACGCCUUUCCUCUCGUGGAGACUCUAGGACCAUUUGUGGGUCGUUUAGUUGCAAAGUAGCCACACGACACGGCAAAAGAUUCUUCUAACUAGUCAAUUAUCUGUUUUUUCAUACCUACCAAACUGUGGGGUGUUCGGCAUGUCCGAGAGGAAGAGCGCUGGACACCAGAGCUCUGACGCUUCAUCAUCGACAACUCCUGCUGAGCGGAUGGUGCCGAAAAAAUGACUCGGGCUCUCCCCAUCCUCCUCGCUUACUUUUUGUCUUUGCUGCACAGUAAGUGUGUCUUUCUCAAUGUUAUGUUGUUGUGUUUCCAAAUGUAUUUGGGAAAACUGUUUCUAUGGAGGGAAAAGAGAGUCCUUCAUUUAGCGUCCCAAGUCAGAUAGUAAAUGGUGUGCAGCUAAGUUCUGUGCAGCGGCACUAACGUUUUGUGCAUGUUUAUUCUCCUCCAAUGCAUCACGGAAACGCCACUUUUACUUCUCCACGAGAUGUUUGAAUUAAUACUGAAAUUUAAAAAAUGCCUUUUCUUGUAUCAAACUAUUCUCUCUUGGAUUGGUCUAACAUUAUGUAUCUUACUGUUUAAUGUUAGACAAGCAGGAAUGCGAUGGCACUUUUAUAUUCCAUGGGACAAUUUGAUGAAUCACUUCUGCUUUUUCCUGUGGCCUAGUGAUCAUAAUAAUGCACAUGAGAAUAAAUGUAGAGUGUGAUCAAAAUCAACAGGCUGCUAUAAUCUGCUAUAACAUGAAGAGGUAAAACAUAUAAGAAGCAGCUUUUUAAACCCUUAAAGUGAAUCUCAGUACCAGGAAACUUUGUGCCCAUAUCCUUUCUUUAUCUCUUUCACAUGUCACAAGUUUGCAUAGUGAGGUGAAUGGGAUUUCUCUUUGCUUUAUUAGAUCACAGGAUGCUAAAAAAGCCGCAGUACAGUUGUUCCUGUACAAGCAAUAAGACAGACAUGAAAUCUAUUUUGCAAACUUGUAUCCAUCAAAGUGAUAAAGCUGUCUACCUUCUGCUUUUUAUGAAGUAAAGAGAAAGAAAGAGAAAGCUACAACAGUGUGUCUGAUCAAUCUCUUAAUACUACCAUGAACUACCUCACCAGGAGUAAGAGAAAUAGUGUAUUCAUACUUUGAAUCCACUCAUUCAACCUUUGCCCUGUUCUGCUUCAUUCACUUACCCCAUUACGCUCCCAGGACUCAAACUGUAUUAGAUUUUUGUAAAAUCAUGUUUUCAGCGUGCCGUGACCUUAUCAACUCUACAGUGGCUGACUCCAGCAUCAUAUUAACACGCCUGACCUCAUUCUCAAUCAACAUAAUGCCAACACAACACUCAUUUUACACAGUCACUCUACGUACACAUACUGCAUAUAGCCUACACCCACCAGUGGCAGUUCAUCAGUUACCACAAAUUUGGAUAGUUUGCAAGAGGCUUAACUCCUAAAGAAGGUUAGAUUUUUUUUAAUGGUUCUGGUCCCUGAAGGCUUUGAAAAAACACUUAAGUGCUGUGAAGGAAAAUGACUUAUAGGGCAUCGGCAUAACAGCGUGCUCUGACCCCGUGGGCCAAAUCUGGCCAUGCACAGCUCCAGAAAGCUUCAGGAUGUCAAUGACAUAUUGUGAACUUGGCAAAAAGACAAACACCUAGGUUGAAGGUCUUUCACAAACUUUAAGGAAGGAGAUCAAUUUUUGCCUUCCAGAUAUUGGAGCCAAUAUUUGACAUUUGGCCAAUUAUCCUAAUCAUAUUUUCUAAUUCUACUGAUCCCUAACAAAAUUAAUAAAAGGUAAAAUGACUACUUUGGUUUCACUACUUGGGUUUUUUUUUCCCUUUGGGUCUGUUUUCAUUCAUCAGUUACCUCAUCCAAUGUCCUGCCUUCCAGUGGCAAUGCUAGGGUUAAUUUGGUCCCCAGGCAAAAGCUUUAAGGAGCCGUACAACCAACAACCUAACACAGCGAAAAAAGUGUUUUCUAACGUGAAUAUUUUUCUAUUCCUCUGAGGGCAUUGUUUUCACUGUAAAGCUUCUAAUAUUUUAGUUACACCGAACAGAAUACACCAUAAUGUGAAGCCUCUGGAAAUAAUGUUAUUUAAGUGUGUCUUCCCAUACUUAAGGUCAGAGAUGCAGCAUUACUAGGCUGUAUUAUUAACCUUUAGCAGGUCCUCCAACAACCGUCUUGCUUUCUUUUCUCACUCCCAGAUGGAAACUCUUCUUUGUUUUUUCUCAGUGGCUUUUGUUUUCAAACUUUUAACAUUUCACAGGCUCUUGCAUGUGCAAUGGGAGGAAGUGGUUUCCUCUUGGGUCACCUUCUUCUGUCAUUAAAAAUUGCUUAUUGCCAUUGCUGUGUAACCUUUGUUGGCCCUCAUUGGUUCAAGGCCCCCUUGCUUGUUGCUUGCUGCCCAAAACACUGCCUGACAUGCAAGGUGUCAUACAAGUGUGUGACAUAGCUGAACUGUAAGUGUAACUGGUUAGCUCUUUACUCCUGUAUGUGAUGUUGGUGGUUUUAAGUUUAUUGGACAUUUUGCUAAAGGUGUUUAAACAAUGCUGCAUGUUGGUGUUUGUAAUAUUCCAAAUCUAAAUAUGAACAAAAUGUUUUUGAUUUUUACUGUCAAUGCACAUCAGUUUCAUGAACUACUAAAGUCUGUAUCACUCUCGGUGCAGAAAAGCCGAUAUCAGUCAGACAUAUGGUACUUCUUAUACUGCAGCAUCACAUACAGCUGCACAAAUGCUGACUCUCUGAGCCCCGGUAGCCAUCAAAAUCCCCCUGCUAAGUACUGACGACAGCAGCAUUUCUCCCUCAGUGGGUCCAUGAGUAACAGCCUUACCUCACUGGCAUGUUUUCCAUGACAGAGUCAUCUCAGCCAGUGCAGGCCUCGAGUGGACAUUGAUAAGCAGCUCUAUGUAAGGAAAGUGGAAGAGCUAGUGCUACAUGUAUUCAUUCUGCUCCAGCUGAGAAGCACUGAUCAUCAGUUUCAAUCAGCGUGUCUUCACAUUUGACAUGGACAUCAUUUAUCUGAGAGACAGAGAAGAGAUGGAGGAUGUGUCUCUGUUAGCUUCUUAUUCAGACAUGCUUUAACGUUCAAAAAUGUGGGUUAAAGCAUGAGCAGAAUUCCUAACAUGCAAACUAAUCAUCUACCCACCUCCAAAAUGUAAUUACUUGAAAUGACUUUGCGGCCUUUUGAUGUAAUUUCCAUCACACAGGAAAGCCCAGCUUUGCAGCUGCCAUUUUCCAAAGGACCUUGAAAGUUGUACAUGCAGUUUGUAAAGAGCAGUCUGAGGAAGUUGGGCGAGCAGCUAAAGGAGGAAGGUGCUUUGCCGAACAGAUUUAAUUCCUUCUUUAUGGUGUUUGAAAUUUCUGGCACAGAGAGAGUCUAAAGUUUGUGGCAAGGAGGAAUCAUGUUGGAUAUAUCGUUUUGUUGUUUGUCAAAAUAAUAAAUGCUUGAACAUAUGUGAAGAUGAAAUAUAAUAUAGCCUAACUCUGUUUAGUGUGGUUAGAUUGUCCGCUAGGCUAACCAGCUGACCACACUUAACCUGUGGCUGAUACAACUGCUGAUGACGAGUACUUCACACAACCCCAGUUGGAAUAAACAGAAACAUCUCUCUAAACUUACUCACUGCUUUGUGUUUGGUUAUUGUGACAUAAUAGUUAGCCUUUAUGCAUUUUAUUUCAUCAUAUGGGUUUAAGUUAUUGUGGGGUCUCAUAUCUGAACCCUUAGGACAGACAGUGAUCAACACUAUUUUGGACUGUUGGGCUCAUCGUGGAAUUCAACUACAGCAAACUUUCCCAAUCAGGUUUCAAUCACCGAGAUUCUCAACUGGGAGUUUAGCAGAACCUUGAGUUUGGCAGAGAUUUCCUAAAGCCAGAAACAACCAUGCUCUGAGGAGAAGGUGGCACUGGAGACAUAAGAGGGUUUGGCUGACAGGGCAAACCAUCAAUACCUAUUGAUAAUCAAUUAGCCAGUGAAUGAGUUGAUUAACUCUCAUUUUUCCCGUAGAACAGGAUUCUAUGUGUGAUGGUAGCAGGCUGCAGCCGAUCAUCCAUCCAUCGUACUUGAGAUGCUGUUUAUGCACCUAAAUCUCCAGUGAGACAGUUGCGGCUGACAACAUGCACAACAUAACUUAUUAUGGCUGCCUACUGCAACCUCUCCAGGGGAAGCUUACAAUUAUCCUGACUCAAGAAGAAAACGCAAAGAAGUACUUCCUGGACUAAAAAAGAGGGACACACAGCCAUUCUUUGAUAAGAAUGGGUUAGUGACAAUUAAACAGAUGAAUAAUACACACUGGACAAAGCUGACAGGCCAGGUAUGGUAUGUAGCCCCAAAACAGUAAUAGAAUACUACCCUUUAAAAUCUCUAGCCUUACUUGGAUGGGCACUGAAACUAUUAAACAAAACACCAUUUGUUGAAUAACUUGUUGUUGAAAAAGCUGCUAUGAAUAGAGAAAUGUUCAUCAAAGACCAAAACAGUUGUUGUAAAAGGUUAUAAAUGAGUUUGUUUUACUGUAAAUCAUGUUUGUCACUGGGUUUAACGGGGUUUGGGAGGUUAUGGAAUCAUUUUUUCACUGUCUCUUCAACAACCAAUUCUGUAGUUAAUUAAUACAGCUAAUAUAUAUUAGAAAUAUGUGAUGAUAUAAUAGAAAUAACUACCCACUGAGCUUUCUUUGGUCUAAAAGAGGUCUUAUAGACAUCUAAAUGUAGCCAGACGAUUGGUCUAAAAUCAAGCUAUCACAGGUCGAAAAAAGAAAGUUUUUUAGACGUCUAAAUUUAGACCAAGUUUAGACUAGCCAGCUAACAGAGCUAUAUCUAUACUACACUGUAAAUUGCUCAACGGCUAUCAUGAUUAUUUUGGUUAAGUACUUGGAGAUCUGUUAUGCAACUCACAGUUGCUUUUUUAAACAAAUAGUUACUGAAUAAUGGGUUAAAGUGCAACGUCUAAAUUCCAUCUAAAAAUGUACAGAAUCUAUACAAUUGAAAUUAGGGCUAAAAAAAAAUGAGGCGUCUAAUAGUUGCCUAUUGCUCAGUGGGUAAUAGACAAAAGAAACAUGGACACAUCUUUUCAUUUUACCUAAAUCAUAACAUAUAGUCUUCCUUAGCUCUUAUAGAUUUGCACAUAGCUAUCGUAACUGAACUCCAUUUUGUUACCAGGUAGCAGUGCUGCAGACUCAGAGGAGCGCCUCAUGAACUGGCUACUGGGAAAGAAUCGCUACAAUCCGCUGAUCCGGCCAGCUGUCAACAGGAGCGCCAGAGUCACAGUGAAGCUGCAAGUGUCUCUGGCUCAGCUCAUCAGUGUGGUAAGACCUCAAAUACUCCUGCAAUGCAUGAUGAUAAAUGCAUAUUUAUUAAUAUGUGUGUAAAGGAGAAAAUAUGUGCUGGUAUAGAGCAAAAGUGAGACAGAGUGAAAGAAAGAGGAUGAUAGAAAAGACCGAUCACCAGCCACGAAGCUUUAAGAAAGCAGUUAAUUACACAGCAGCGUGUACAGAGGGAGGCCAUAGCUCUAAACAAAUGGAUGAAGUCGAGGAUAGAUGUGGUCAGCUGUGAUCUCUGCCUCUGUCAUGUCCAGAUUGAAACUUCAGCACAUUGGAUUAAAAGGGGCCAUAAAGCUGUUUUAGCCACAGUGAUAGAGGCUCUCCUCUGAUUUACAGCAGACGCUCCUCUCAGCUGCAGAUCAGGCCAGCCAGGGUUCACUCACAGCCUCACUUUAUGAGUUUUCAUUGCAUUGUAUUACACUGCAGUAAUUGGGGUUUGAUGUCAAGUACGUUGAUUAGCAAUCGGAGAGGUAAAUGCUGUUUGUUUCUAAUCCUUUCUUUAAAAAUGGAUGCUAGACUCAAGAGGAGAGACAACUGUUAUCUUGACAAAUUUUUCUUAGGGUAAUAUUUUGCUUUUUUAUUUGCUAACUGCUUUUGAUCCUGGCAUUUGUCUUUUUUAUCCAUCUGUGUAGUUAUUUGCUUAUGCAACAAUUCCAAUAGUAAUUCUUAUCUCAUUUGUACAUUUCCAGAAUGAAAGAGAACAGAUCAUGACCACAAAUGUCUGGCUCACUCAGGUAAGCGUGAUGAAGCUCAGCGUCAUAAACUCCCAUUCUGCUUGUGUCUUGAUAAACCCUUCCAUCUGAAGAUGUAAUAAACCACAUCCUUUCCUCUUCUUCAAAUGUGGAACAAACAGCUUCUGUAAUUGUGCUUUUUACAUUGGUCAUUACUGAUAAUGAAGCAUGUAAUGAGAAAUGAGUUGGUCCUGAGGGAGUGCAUGGAAUCAGAUUCGACAGCAUGGUGUCUCUCUCUCUCUCUCUCUCUCUCUCUCUCUCUCACUCUCUCUCACUCUCUCUCUCUCUCGUCAGCACUGGGAGGAUUACAGGUUAUCAUGGGACCCUGCAAAGUAUGAAGGUAUCGACAAGCUGCGUAUUCCCUCCAGACACAUCUGGCUCCCGGAUAUCGUUCUGUACAACAAGUAAGCAACACCGGAAAGCCUUUUUGUUAGAGAUUUGUAAGAUUUGCUCUAACUUUACACAGAUGAUCAUUCUUUGAUACAAUGAUUAGUUUUAAUGUGGAUUUGAGUUUUAGUUUGGAUUUGACUGUCCUUGUCUGCAAAGAAAAGCUCUCUCCCCAUCUGCCCUUUGACUACAUGGUGAAAAAAUACAAACUCAUGUAGGUGUGUGUGUGUUUUAUGGACUGGAUAAAAAGACAGACAGCCUGUCUCCACUUUUCCCUUUGUGCAAAAGUGGAACAAUAAUUUCCAGCAGGAACGGGUGCUGACAUUUUGUGCUGAUGCCAGUAUUUAGAGAUUUGGAUAAGGGGUGGACCAAUCAUCAAUUAUUGGCUGAUAUUUGGUAUUUGGCCAAUCAUUUUGCUGAUGGCCAAUCAAAUCAAUCAAUUCAAAAGUUACUGUUCUUCCUGUGCGUCUUUCCCAAACACCGCUUUGUCUCACUGUAUAUUCACAACACUAUCAGAGUGGCUAGAUGCCAUCUGUACUGCAGUCUAACUGGUGACUUGGUCGACUGUCACACCGCAGUAUAAGAUGUGAAACAUUUUGGUUUGGAUUAAACGUUUAUCAGAGUCAUUUAAACAUUAGUUUGUUAUAUAUCAUCCUUUAAACUUUUGCACUUUUGGUUUUACCAUAAAUGCAUUUUACUUUUAGAUAUUAGUUACCAGUCUCUUUAACUACUUCUAAUUGUUAUCAAUUUAGGUCCAAAAAAUCAAUACCCCUCAGGGCUUGGCACUAACUAUUUUCACAAGGAGCACAUGUUCUCCUAAGUUGAAAAAGUGAGGAGCACAUAAAGAACUUUAGGGGCACAAUGAAAAUUAAUCAAAUAAUGUGUGUCUUAUUGGUCGACAUAAGUACUAUUAUUUGAAAUCAAUUUUAGGUCAAUUGGCCACAUGACAUGGAAGCCAUAUAAGGAAAACCUGGUAUUCCUUAACACUGUUGACAGUCCCUUAUUCAACGUCCAACAUUGACAGUGAGGAUGCCGAGUAGAUUUAACCGUGCUGCUGCUGCAGAUCGGCAGUGAAUGUCCAUUGAAUAUCCAACCUAAAACUUACUUCACCGAGGUGUUUACAUAAAAAAACAUUUAUUGCCUCGGCUGAUUUUUUUUAUGCGCACAUGUGGCCCUAAAUACAUUUUACGAUUCGCACACAUCUAUUUUUGGGAGUGAAUGCGAGUGAAACGGUCACACUGUUGAGAGCUGCCCAUAAUUUUUUAAGACCCUUUCUUGAAAAAAAUCCAAUAAGCCGGUCUUGAUCAUUAAAUUAGUCUGAGUUCAUGACGACCAAGUCAUAAUUCAAAGUCCACAUUAUCAGUGCUUGAGCCCAAGUCAAGCCACAAGUCUUAGAAAAUCUGAGCAUGAUUUGGACUGGGGUCUGAGUCCUGAGGUAUAAAACCCUCCAGAGGGUAACUAUCAUAACAGAGACUAUAUUUGAGAGCAAAUAAUAUGAUGUGUAUUGAGAUUUUUACAUUUUGGUUUCAUUUGUCUUGACUUAUGGGGGGCGGUUAAUGUCAUCUAUCCUUGUAUACAGCCUAUGGUGUGGUACAAAUCUGUAAAUGGGUGAAACCAAGAACAAAUAUAUGAGCAGUAAAUCACUCAUUUCAAACAUAUAAAACAGGCAAUAUUAGUUUUUCUAACUAGCCUUAGAAAUUACUUCUUAAGUUCUUUCUGUCUUCUUCUCAUAGUGCGGAUGGUACUUAUGAAGUCACAGUCUUCACCAAUGCUAUAGUUCUCUUCAAUGGCAGCAUCAACUGGCUCCCCCCAGCCAUCUACAAAAGCGCCUGUAAGAUUGAGGUCAAGCACUUCCCCUUCGACCAGCAGAACUGCACCCUCAAGUUCCGCUCCUGGACUUACGACCACACAGAGAUUGACCUGAUCUUGAAGUCUGAGGUGGCAAGUAUGGAUGAUUUUACCCCCAGUGGGGAGUGGGAUAUCUUAGCGUUGCCAGGCAGACGGACCGUCAACCCUCUUGAUCCUACCUAUGUGGACCUCACUUAUGACUUCAUAAUCAAGAGGAAGCCUCUUUUCUACACCAUAAACCUGAUCAUUCCCUGUGUGCUUAUCACCUCUUUGGCGAUCUUGGUUUUUUACUUACCUUCAGAUUGUGGAGAGAAGAUGACCCUCUGUAUCUCUGUCCUCCUGGCUCUCACUGUGUUCCUGCUUUUAAUCUCAAAGAUUGUCCCUCCGACUUCGCUGGAUGUGCCCCUGAUUGGCAAGUAUCUGAUGUUCACCAUGGUGCUGGUGACCUUCUCCAUUAUCACAAGCGUGUGUGUGCUCAACGUCCACCACCGCUCCCCGAGCACCCACACAAUGCCCUCCUGGGUCAAGCUGAUAUUUCUCAUCAAACUGCCCGCCUUACUCUUCAUGAGGCGCCCUCACAACAACUCAGCACGCCAAAGACUCCGCCAGCAGAGAUGUCUGAGGGCAAGGAGAGCAAUUCUAGGUGUUGGUUAUCCAGUGGCAUCCAAAGCAGGUAUCACCAUGUCAUCAGCUGCCCUGCUGUCUUCAGAGUCUGCUUUCUCCACACCAGGACUCAAAAAUAUAGCUCCUCCACUGAACCACAGCCACUCCUACAAGAAAGGAGACCUGCGCCACAACGACUACCUUCCAAGUUGUUUUACUUCUUCACAAGAUCUCCAGCAGAGCAGGAACUCAGACUGGUCCUCUGAUGUUCAGGAGGCUGUGAACGGGGUUCGCUUUGUGGCUGAACACAUGAUGGGAGAUGAUGAUGAUCAGAGUGUAUGUAUUACCUUUUUUACUUUAUUUUUUUAACCUACUGAAUGAUUUUAAAAAUCAUUCAAGCAGUUAAUUGUGCCACAAACAAUAACUUACACCUGAACUGAAGUCAAUUAGACACAUGAAGAUUUUGCGUGAGAAGGGACGAUUUCUGCUAAGGUUAUAAAUUUCCAAUAGAUUUUUACUUUAUGGAAUACAUGGUUUACCUUAACUGGCCAAAUAGUUAAACUUUUCAAAUGCACUUUUGCUCGAUUAUAAAUAUAUGGAGUGCAUAAUAGCCAUCAGGGAGUAUUUCAGAAAUUUACACCGACAACUGUAGACCACUGGUAAUCAUUAUCACAAUGCUAGCAACCUGAGUGCUGAGUGCACGGUUUCAAACUAAUGACCACUGUACAAAUUCUUGGUACUUGAAGUAAACUCUUAUGGAGCGUGAGAUUGAAGGUUUUUAUUCUAGCAUCACUUGAAACAGCAGGAUUCAGUCCCUAAAUCUUUCUCAUUCCGCGCUCUUCUAUGAUGUAUAAUCUACUGCCAAUAUUUUAUGUAAAAAUAGUAAAAAUAAAUAAAUAAAUAAAUAAAAACAUAAAAAAUAAAAAGCAGGGCUCAUUCUUUAGCUGGGCUGAUACUUACCCCCUAGCACUGGUUUAAGACAUUGAACUAGAAAAAAAGCAAUAAACAUUGCCUUUCUUGUUGCUAAUGGUCUUUUUGCCUUUGUAUAUCGCAAAAAGGCAACUAUAUGAAUUUUAAUGUAUUUUAUAUAUGUCAAAAAAGUCCUCAUUGCAGCUUUAACGUAUCGGAUGGUUGUUUUCCACAUAUGGUAGACAACAGGCUAUCAUUUAGCAACAACCACAGAAAUGUAUUCUCUGCCACUUGAUAUAUAAACUCAAAUUGUUUAGAAGCUGCAAGUCUCAACUUAAAGUCAUUUCCUGUCAAAGCAGCUCCAAAGAUUUUAAGAAUCAGGCUCCACCGUCAGUCAGUGUCACCAUUCAAUAUCCUGAUCCAAUUCACCAGAUCAAAGCCGUUUGUGUUGGCACGAUAACAUUUACUGAAGACUCUGUGACCUCUGAAGCACAUGAAGGAAUACCACUAACCAUAAGUAGUGCUUGUGACCCAGGAAAUUAACGGCAGACUCAAGGUAAAUCAAUGGCUUUCUCUGAUAAAUCAAUACAAAAAGGAGGAAACCAGGGAUGAGGAAUGACUCGUUUCAACAACUACCAAGGACAACACUGGAAAUGAGGUUAAAGGGUCAAUCAUGAUUUUAGUGUAGGUCUGUGCAAUAUGGAAAUUGCCUGUAUACAGGGGGAUCCAUCAACUCUGGUCCCAUUCAAAAUUUACCAAGUCCUCAGGAGAAGUUUGCACAACUGAUAGAAAUUGAUGAAAUGCAAAUUUAAAAAGGAGACUGUGUGUUCUAGUUCAAGUGCUAAAGACACCACAGAAGACUUUAAAAAUAUUUACAUGAUGCAUUUAAGAUGUUUCAUGAAGGUUUCAGGAUGCAAAAAUCCUAGAUUCCCUCAUUGUUCACUCAUUUAUUCACUUAGUUACUCUCUCUGCCAUCAAGUGGCUACAAAAGGACACUGCAGCAUUAACAUCAGACCACCAGCUCAAUCAAAAUUCACGGUUAAUUUUGCUGCUCUGUCAAACUUUUUUGUUAAAUACAAUGUAUGCUUGAGUGCAUUUUUCACAUUGACGAAUUUAAACAUGAUAUCUGUCUACUUACAGGUGAUUGAAGACUGGAAGUACGUGGCCAUGGUGGUGGACCGGAUGUUCCUGUGGAUUUUUGUGAUAGUUUGUGUGGUGGGAACUCUGGGAUUAUUCCUUCAGCCCAUCUUCCAGAGUCAUAUCACUCCGAGUCAGCAGAGCAGCUCAGAAACUCCUCGCAUCUGAUGAACAACACAUCGUACUUUUUCUUUUUAGUGAUCAAAACGGUUACUGCGAAACAGUCUUUCUAGCAGAUGCUGGUCUCAGAUUUGAGUUGUGUAACACUGUCAAACCUCACCCAUAAGGCAUCUUAUAACAGCUUAAAAAAAGCAUUCGAAAUCACUUAUCAGAGGAAGAAACUGGAUCUUUUAGCAAGCUGGAAUCUGGAUGAAAUAUCUGUUAAUAAUGACCAACACAUGAUCUGCAACAAUACAACCCUCUGCAGUACUUGAUAUUACAGAAAUCCAUAUUAAGAAGACUUCAAUGUGACGUGACUGCACUGAGGGAAUUUUAUCUGGUGUUUAUAAAGACUUCUGCCGUAAUGGGCUGAAUAAAGCAUAGACUGCACUGAUAUAGUAUCUACAACCGCUGCAGAAAUAUACCCUCUAUGACUGAAAUAUGAGGAAAAUCUGUCUGCUGUCAGAUUAUAUUUGACUCUUUAUUUGUCUCCAAGUUAAAAUGUGAUGUGUGAUUAAAGAAUGGAUAAUAAAGGUAAACUGUGUCCUCUUUCAGUUUGAUUAAAUCCAUGAAACCACCAAUAAAGUCUCUAAAUUGUCAGGGUCCUGCCAAAGUGCUUAGUUAAUCUUUGUUGCCUGUGAUAAAGUUUAUACUCAGAGCCAAUACGAUAGCUGAAGAUGUGCCAGUAAGAACAUUUCAUCAAAUAGGUAAGACAGCUGUUCACUGGAAAAUGUGUGACCAG